Messenger RNA from Peronospora matthiolae, 1290 nucleotides. The record is from the annotation of a GenBank genome assembly. Lineage: Eukaryota; Oomycota; Peronosporomycetes; Peronosporales; Peronosporaceae.
AUGCGAUGCGCGAGCAAGGCCGCCGAGAGCGCGUCUGCACGUCUCUGUGCGGACGCCGAAGCAGAAACUACAGCAACUGAUGUCCCAUCGGUUGCUGAAUCGACUCAGCCUGUAUCACCUGGUGAUGCAGGCGCUGGUCAUGAAGACACUCGUGUCUUCACAGAGUACGAGCUCGGUGUCUCGUACUCUCCUGAUACGGAUGACGGAUCCGUAUCGACGGCAAUUGAAUCCAAGCCGCCUGCCAAGCGUGGCAUGGACGAUGCUUUGCGUCGCAGCAUCUUUGGUUCAUCUGAUGAGUCAGAUGAACCAUCGCCGAAGCGAAGGCGCUCGAGGUCGCGAGACUCGGGCGCUAAUAGUGGUGUCGGUUCUCCUAUGGACACCACUUCACAGCGAGGUGCCAGUACUUCUGUCGGCACGUCGCAGGAAGAGCGGGACCGCAAUGUGUUGCGUCUCGCUCCAGAAAAGAAGGCAUGGAUGCCUCCGAAAUCCGUAAUGGAUCACUUGUCGGCGACGACGAGUGAUCGUUAUCGAACACGAUUGUUCGAUUCGUCAAGGAUCCAUCACCUUGACCCCAGCGCGAAAGACUAUCGCGCUGAACAUGAGUUCUUCAUCGAUGCUUUCUUCAGACAUCGAUGGUACAGUGGGAAUCACAAACGUGAUGGUCCCUCACUACUUCAGGCGUGGAACGCCUACAUCCAUAAUCUCGAGGAUGUAGGUCGUGACGCUUGGAACGACAAACUUAUCAAAGCUCGUGAUAAGUUUGAAAAGCGAACCCCGACAGGUGCACGCUAUAAGCUGCAUCGUCUGUCAAGGGAGAAAGGAUUACCCUGCCUCUCUUGGGGAGACUCGUGCCCAUGUUGUGUGAACAACUCUGCACGAGCACCUAAGGAGGCUUACCUCCUUACCAGCCCGUGGUGGCGCGUACGUGUCCCUACUGAGAUGUACGAAGGGAUUGACAACCUGAAAUCCCUUUACGACCGUGCCGGGAAGACUUUCUCCGGCGGUCCUUCUGCGGCACAGGAUGUGUCGCGUCGUACUGCUCGACCAGACCCAGUACGUCAACCAUCAAUUGGGAGCGGGGCUCCCAAGAAUCCCAGGACGGGGGAUAGCCGCGCCACCGGACGAGGUAACUCGUCCGACGUCCGUUCACGUCGCGGUGGUUCAACAGCUGCUCUACUAGAUAGCGCUGGCCACCGCGAGAGUCCUCUAAUGGAGGUGGAGGAGGAGGAAAGACGCUCUCCACACGAUCAUGUGGAUCGGUGUGUUCCCGAGAGCUUUUUGAUCGCGUAA